Messenger RNA from Galleria mellonella (greater wax moth), 1618 nucleotides. Its product is annotated as N(4)-(Beta-N-acetylglucosaminyl)-L-asparaginase-like. Gene Ontology annotation, molecular function: N4-(beta-N-acetylglucosaminyl)-L-asparaginase activity. NCBI's taxonomy places the organism in Eukaryota, Metazoa, Arthropoda, Insecta, Lepidoptera, Pyralidae. Bases 533 to 1570 code for a protein of 345 amino acids. Gene Ontology annotation, cellular component: lysosome. The transcript is spliced from 6 exons. Gene Ontology annotation, biological process: protein deglycosylation. The record is from RefSeq and is a predicted model, not a curated record.
AAUGUUGUUUUUAUAAAAAUAAUUUAUCUGUUUUGGCAAAUGUAUUAAACGAUAUCUGUCUUUGUCAUUAGUGUUGUUGGAAUUAAAUAAUGAAUUAUUAGGUUUAUAAUGGUUAUAAAAUAAUUUAAUAAAAAAAUACUCAAAAUACAAUAUAGCCGAUUAUUAAAAAUUUAUCGACUGUAGUUACUUGCUUGAUAGCCUUAAUAGUCAGUUAUUUAUUUAUAUCUCUUGGUUAUAUACUUUUAUUUACAUUUUUAUCACUAGCUGAGAAUCUAAUCUUUCCCUUUGACUUGGUACUUCUGAGAUUUACGUCAUAUCAUAUAAACAACCAUAGCACAGAAUGUAUUUAGAUAGUCAGAUUUGAUGCUGGUUUAAGAAAUAUAAUACCUAUUUACUACCGAGUAGACUGGCUGAAUCAGAGAAUCAUAAUCUACCAAAUAAGACUGAAUCGUAGUUUUUCCUAUUGUUUGGUCUUGGUAUCAGUUGGUCUACCAAAGGUUUUGACGGCUGGAACGGAAAGAAAGAGAAGGCUAUGAACACAGUGAUAAUUUUUCUAGCACUUUAUUUCUACGAAUCAAGAUGUGACUCGAACAUUCCUAUUGUUAUUACUACGUGGAAUUUUGAAAAUUCUACGAUUAAAGCUUGGGAUAUACUAAGUGAAGGAGGUUCAUCUUUGGAUGCCAUUGAGAAAGGUGCUACGGUAUGUGAGGUACAGCAGUGUGAUGGAACAGUGGGCUUUGGCGGGAGUCCUGAUGAAGAUGGUGAGACCACCCUUGACGCACUUAUCAUGGAUGGGAGAACUAUGAAUGUUGGGGCAGUUGGUGCUCUGCGAAGAGUCAAAAGUGCUAUAUCAGUAGCCAGGCAUGUUCUAGAACACACCAAGCAUUCAUUCCUUGUGGGAGAUCAGGCUACCCAGUUUGCUUUGCAAAUGGGAUUCAAAGAAGAAACACUCGUUACUCCUGAUUCUAAAAAAUUAUGGAUGAAGUGGCAUAAUGAAGAUCAUUGUCAACCGAAUUUCUGGAUGAAUGUGCAACCUAAUCCAAAUGAAUAUUGCGGUCCAUAUAGGAAACUAGAUACACAUGGUAAACAUAAGAAUUUUUAUAAGAAAUCUGAAAGAGAACAGAAGAGAAUAGUAGUAGAUGAAUUCAACCAUGACACUAUUGGUUUGGUAGCUGUAGACAAAAAUGGAGAUGUAGCAGCAGGCACUUCUACCAAUGGUGCAAAAUUUAAGAUUCCAGGGAGGAUUGGCGACUCUCCGAUACCUGGGUCUGGCGCAUAUGCUGAUAACGCCGUUGGUGGGGCUGCAGCCACUGGUGACGGUGAUGUCAUGCUAAGGUUCCUUCCAAGUUUUUUAGCUGUGGAGGAAAUGCGACGAGGAGCUUCACCGAAUAAAGCGGCUCGAACCGCGAUUCAGAGAAUAGUGUCGCAUUACCCAAGUUUCUCCGGGGCAGUUAUUGCAUUAACCAAGGACGGCGAGUAUGGUGCAGCCUGCCACGGAAUACAAACAUUCCCUUAUGUUGUACAAGACAAUACACGCGAGACAUCUGAAGUUAUUACCAUUAACUGUUAACAUGAUACGAUGUAUGAAGGUAGUUUGAAAAUAAAUAAAUGGCACUUU